CUCUCAAACCUACCCAGCCAGUCACCGCGCUACAUUCCUCAAACCCCCCAAAAAAAAAAUUCCUCAUAGUUUGGUACCCACGCCAAGAACCCAGCUCUAUCUCUGUGCUCCCGAUCAGAUCGAGUGGCACUAGCUUUAAAUCUUGGAGAUAUUUGGUACUAAAAAAAAAAAAAAAAACCAUGUUUUUGUUUGAUUGGUUCUAUGGAGUUUUAGCUUCGCUAGGGUUGUGGCAAAAGGAGGCUAAGAUUUUGUUCUUAGGCCUUGAUAACGCUGGUAAAACCACCUUGCUUCAUAUGCUCAAAGACGAGAGAUUAGUUCAACACCAGCCAACACAGUACCCUACGUCAGAGGAGUUGAGUAUUGGGAAAAUCAAGUUUAAGGCUUUUGAUUUGGGAGGACAUCAAAUAGCUUGUAGAGUGUGGAAAGACUACUAUGCCAAGGUGGAUGCAGUUGUCUACUUAGUGGACGCUUAUGACAAGGAGAGGUUUGCUGAGUCAAAAAAAGAGCUGGAUGCUCUCCUCUCUGAUGAGGCCUUGGCAAAUGUUCCAUUCCUUAUUCUUGGCAACAAGAUUGAUAUACCAUAUGCUGCCUCAGAAGAUGAAUUGCGUUUCCACCUGGGCCUGACCAACUUCACCACUGGCAAGGGUAAGGUAAACCUGGCAGACUCAAAUGUCCGUCCCCUUGAGGUUUUCAUGUGUAGUAUUGUCAGGAAAAUGGGUUAUGGAGAUGGUUUCAAGUGGCUUUCUCAGUACAUUAAGUAAUAGGCUAUAGAAAUAGAAGUGGAGAUUUGGCAUCUUCUUUCUAUAUGCUAUUUUCUACUAAUUAGAGCUGGCGUGUUGUCAGUUCAAAUAUUUCAUAUGUUUUUGUUCUUGUUGUUCAUUUAUGCCAAAAUGACAAAGAUACCUCUCUCUGUGCUAUGAUGAGCCAAAAUAGUUGAUGGUUUGUGGUGUUUGAUGAUUUGUGCUUUUGAUAGAAUGGCAGAGGGACAUUAUCAGAAACAAAUCUAUUCCUUUUUUUUACCUGAUGAAUGGUAUUAGUUCAAAAUUCUAGUCAA
Messenger RNA from Quercus lobata, 1054 nucleotides. Its product is annotated as GTP-binding protein SAR1A-like. Lineage: Eukaryota; Viridiplantae; Streptophyta; Magnoliopsida; Fagales; Fagaceae. Bases 180 to 761 code for a protein of 193 amino acids. Gene Ontology annotation, molecular function: GTP binding; GTPase activity. The record is from RefSeq and is a predicted model, not a curated record. The transcript has 3 exons. Gene Ontology annotation, biological process: intracellular protein transport.